Molecule: messenger RNA, 2715 nt
Organism: Closterium sp. Yama58-4
Lineage: Eukaryota; Viridiplantae; Streptophyta; Zygnematophyceae; Desmidiales; Closteriaceae
Source: the annotation of a GenBank genome assembly
AUGGAGAUCACGGACGCGAACCACGACGGGUUCAUCUCGCUCAAGGAGUAUCUGCAGGACGACUCGGAAGGCGACGAAGUGUCAUCGGAGUGGGACGAGAGUCUGCAGAGCUUCGUGAACCUGAGCAAGCAGCGGUUCCCCAUGGCGGACACGGACGGCGACGGGCUGCUGAACGAAGAAGAGUUCAACGCCUUUCUACACCCCGAGGACAGCAACAACGAGAAUCUCACUCGCUCCGUGCGCGACGAAGAGUUCAGGGCGCACGACAAGGACGGGGACGGGCGGCUGAGCUUCGAGGAGUUUUUCGAGAGCGCGUGGGAGGACGUAAAGGCGUUCGACGACGAGUACGAGAAGUGGGAGGAGCACCGCUUCGCGCCGCACCCCGACACGCUCAAGAUGCCCGGUCACGGCCACGAGCAGCACGCGCACGAGCAGCACGCGCACGAGCAGCAACACGCGCACCACGAGCACGGGCACCAUGGGCACCAUGCGCAUCACGAGCACCAUGCGCACCAUGCGCACCACGCGCACCAUGCGCACCAUGCGGAGCACCACGGGCACGAGCACGGGCAUGUGGAGGAGGAGAAGCCGCUGGAGGUGUGGCAGGAGGAGGCGAGGAGGCGGUUCCAGGACUCGGACUUUAAUGACGACGGGUUCCUAGACGUAAACGAGUUCGCAGACAACCUGCUGUACGCGCUGGCGCCCAACGAAUACCACUUCGCCGAAGAACAGGCCAAACACAUGCUCACCCAGGCGGACGACAACAAGGACAAGCACCUGUCACUGGACGAGAUGCUGCGCAACUGGUCAGCCUUCUAUGAUGUGGUGGAGGAGCACUCAGAGCCGCACACUCCCCACUCCCAUGAGCACGAUGACGACGAGGAGGAUGAUGACCACCAGCACCUUGGGUACCACCACUACGGCCAUGAUGGGGAGGACGAUGAUGACGACUGGGAUGAGGAUGACAGUGGGGAGUACAACUAUGAGGAUGAUGAGGAGGGGCAUGAGGAUUGCAUGGCGUUUUCCUCGACGGCCCAGGUCGGUGCGCCUGUUCGAGGGACCGCCGCCGCCAGCAGCGGCUUCCUUGUCGCCAGAAACUCCGGCGGCGGUGGGAAGAAAUCAUGCCGCUUACCAUCAUGGGUUAGCCGAAUCUCCUCAUUCGCCGGAGCGCGCCUCGUAUCAACAUCGAAGCUCCACCCGCUAUUAUCACACACGCCCGUCAAGAAAAGUGGAUGGCAGAAGAAGGGGCGCUCAUCGAGUUACCGCCACCGGUCGGUAGCGGAGGUUGCGGGGACAGAGGGCGGGAUAAUGGAGCGAUCCAUCGGCCGCGCGCCAAUGAACGGUGCUGUUCGUUCCUCCUCUUCCGCACGCAUUCCUGAGUACGAUCUCUCUCUUGUGUCCGGACCGCUCUCAGACCAGCCGCAAGAAUUAGCGGCGGCGGCAUCGCUAACCACCCGGACGCAGUCACAACAAGAAGGAGAGCGCAGUGGCAAGGCGGCAAACGGCGCAAUUCGAGCCGACGUUACUAACGAGGAUAAGAUUUCCAGCGGCGGGGAGAGCACACUAACGCUCGCAGCGGAGGGGGAAGCGGAAGCGGAGGCGGAGGGGGGAAUAUUGCGGGAGGUGAACGAGGGCGACGUGCAGCAGGUGCUGGCGUCGCUGGAAGACCGUUUCCUCGCAGAGCCGGGCGCGUCGCUCGACACUAUCGAGGCUAACGCGCGGGUUUUGUUCGCGGUGGGCGCGCGCAGGGGGCAGGUGUUGCGCAUCUUCCGCGCGCAGCCGGAGCUGGCGGGGCGGGAGUACGGCUCCGCCGUGCGGGACAAGGCCGAGCUGCUCUCCGCGUUCCGCAUCGCGCCCGCCGCUUUUCUCAAAGCGCUCUCGCGAUCGCUCGACUGGCUGACGACGCCCGCGGCGCACGCUGCGAGUGUUUUGACUUUCCUCGACAGGGAUUUGGGGAUUAACAAUCUCGCUAGAGUCGUAGCUGUCUGUCCUGACGUCCUUUCUCAACCCAUAGACGGUUUAGCCGAUACAGUCACUUUCCUCCGCACGGACCUUUCCCUUGGAGCGGAAGUUGGCGCAGCGCUUGAGCGCAACCCCGCGCUGCUGGGGGCGGGGAACGGCGGAGGGCGCGCGGAUGUGGUGCGCAAGCUGGAGGCAUUGCGCACGUUGCUCCGCCUUGAUCGCUCCGCGGACGUGCUUCCCUUAGUGCAGCGCUCCCCGCCGCUUCUCUCCGCGAGUGCUGACGUGGCUCGCGACACAUACAAGCAGCUCUCCGCUGUACUCGGCGAGGAAGGCGCUGCGGCAGUUGCUCUUGCCCGGCCGCAGAUCCUCGCGCUGUCUGAAACCGCGGUGCGGGAAACACUGACGCAGAUCGCACGGAGGUUCGGCGGCGCCGGGCCUGCGGCCUCGGUUCUUGUCUCGGCGAACCCGUCUUUGCUUCGGCGGCGGUGGGACAGGACGGCGGGGAAGCUGGAAUACGUGACGGAGGUGAUGGGGCGCGACCUGGCGGAGGUUGCGGCGUGGCCUGCUGUGCUGUCUUGCAAUCUGCAGACGAGAAUUAAGAGGCGGUAUGACGCGCUGCGGGCAGCGGGGCUGGGCGCGACCGAGCCGCUUAGGGUGUUGUUCGGGUGCAGCGAUCAAGUGUUCGAGAGGCGGUUCGACGUGACGCUUCCGAAACCCACCAAGGGGAAGAGGGGGAGGAAGCCCAAGACAUGA